This is a messenger RNA of Brassica oleracea var. oleracea, 941 nucleotides long. RefSeq lists its product as uncharacterized. NCBI's taxonomy places the organism in Eukaryota, Viridiplantae, Streptophyta, Magnoliopsida, Brassicales, Brassicaceae. The record is from RefSeq and is a predicted model, not a curated record. The transcript has a single exon. The annotation marks the transcript as partial.
AAUGAUCCUCUCACUCACAGUGUAAAAAGACUCAAAUCCAUUGGAGAACACAGCCAUGAAGAUAGAGAGAAGGAAACAGAUUUGGAUUGUGUGAUUCUUGACUCCACAGACGACGAUGAAGCUGAUGAUGAUGAGGAUCCCGAGCCAUACAACUGCCUCGACGCAGACUUCAACAACUUCAACAACACGAUGAGCUCUUUCUCCGUGGGCCAAGUAUGGGCUCUCUACGAUCCUCUAGACCACAUGCCUCGACUAUACGCCAAGAUCAAGAAAGUCCUGGAGCUUGAGAUGAGAGUGGAAGUGACAUGGCUCGAGUCAAAACAAAAGAGUCCCAUCCCCAUCGUUUGCGGUGAAUUCAAGUACGGAGAAAGAACCAUAAAGACCUACUUGACGUUCUCUCAUUUGAUGGUGGAUCACACUGGCAAGAAGAAGAGCAUCAUCACCAUAAACCCGAGGAAAGGCGAGACGUGGGCUCUCUUCAGAGACUGGAAGAAGCAGCAGCAAAAGCGUCCGUACGGUUACGACUUCGUCCAAGUUGUCUCUGAGCUGGACAGUGGAGGCAUUGGAGUGGCGUACCUAGGGAGAGUGGAAGGGUUCACGUCGGUGUACGAGCUCGCUGAGCAGAAUGGAGUCUUGCAAAGGAUGGUGAGAUGUGAUGAGAUGCUUAGGUUCUCGCAUAGAGUCCCGUCUUUUGUAUUGACUGGAGAUGAAAGAAAAGGAGUCCCAGCUGGUUCUUUCGAGCUAGACCCUGCUGCUAUUCCGAGAGAUUAUCUUGAGGCUUCUGAGGUUAAACAAGAGGAGUAGUCCAUGUUCUUUUUAUGUUGAGGCUUAAAGAAGGAACUGAUUCUAUGUCUUUUCUGUUUUAGUUUGUUUUGUCAAACAUGAGCCUUUUGUAAUCAUGAAUUUCGUUACAAGUCCAUGUUCUUGCUCUCGUUUUUGCU